AUGCUGGAGCUCCUGGUUUACCUCAACGGCCCCGAGCCCGUGGCCCGGUUCCAGAGACGCUGCGGACUCUUCCUCGUGGACAGCCGGGGGAGGACGCGCGGUCCGGCCCGAGCCGACACCAAACCAUGUGGGCAGGUGCAGAGAGAAAGGGUCCACCAGGACAACCCCUCCGAAUACAAACAGAACGGAUGUGUUGUUGGCGGCUGCAGCAGGCCUCAGUAUGAGGUGAGGAACUGGCUGCUGCACGUCCUAUUCCUGUGCUCAUCAGCCCUGGGUCAUGAAAUCUUCUACAUCACCUGUCUGCCCUGCAUACACUGGAACCUGGACCCAUUCCUGUGCCGACGCCUCAUCAACAUUUGGACUUUGGUGAUGUAUGUCGGCCAGGUGAUGAAGGAUGUGCUGAAGCUGCCUCGCCCUCCUUCACCCCCUGUGGUGAAGCUGGAGACACGUGUUGAUGCAGAGUACGGGCUGCCCUCCACUCACGCCAUGGCUGCCACUUCCAUCUCCUUUACCAUUUUACUGAGCGCCCCAGCAAGGCUACAGUUCCAGUUCGAGACGGGUCUGCUGAUUGCAGUGACGCUGUCGUCCUUGGUGUGUCUGAGCCGCCUCUAUACUGGCAUGCACUCAGUUUUGGAUGUGAUCUGUGGCGCUUUAAUCUCUGCCCUCCUCAUGCUUUUCACCUAUCCUUACUGGGAAACCUUCGACCACUUUCAACUCACCAGCCGCAUCUCCCCCAUCGUGGCGUUGGCACUGCCCCUGUUCCUCAGUUACACAUACCCAGAGCUGGACCACUACAGCACCACGCGCGGAGAUACCACCACCAUCCUCGGGGUGGCGGCUGGAAGCUCAGUGGGAUACUGGGUGAACGAGCAGCUCGGGCAGACUUUUGAGCCCCAAGGUGUGUUACCUGUACCUCUACCCACACUGACAGCUCAUGGACUGGCAGUAACCAUAGCCCGCUGCCUGUUAGGAAUUGUGGCACUUGUGGGAACACGGCAGAUAGUGAAAGCACUGAGUCUGCGUGUGUUAUAUUCAUGGUACAGAGUGCCAAGAAGUGAUGAAAGUGCCAGGAGGAGGAGAGAAAUUGAAGUGCCAUAUAAGUUUGCUACAUAUACGGGUGUUGGACUUGUUCAUUGUAUAUUGGUCAAUAGAGCCUUCCUUCUGCUGGGGCUGUUUUGA
Molecule: messenger RNA, 1179 nt
Organism: Limanda limanda (common dab)
Lineage: Eukaryota; Metazoa; Chordata; Actinopteri; Pleuronectiformes; Pleuronectidae
Gene: sgpp2
Product: sphingosine-1-phosphate phosphatase 2
Exons: 5
Coding region: 1-1179 (392 amino acids)
Biological process (GO): phospholipid dephosphorylation; sphingosine metabolic process
Cellular component (GO): endoplasmic reticulum membrane
Molecular function (GO): sphingosine-1-phosphate phosphatase activity
Source: RefSeq, a predicted model, not a curated record